Xenopus laevis (African clawed frog) is the source of this 875-nucleotide messenger RNA. RefSeq names its product small integral membrane protein 38-like (gene smim38.L). The record is from RefSeq and is a predicted model, not a curated record. NCBI's taxonomy places the organism in Eukaryota, Metazoa, Chordata, Amphibia, Anura, Pipidae. The transcript has 3 exons. The coding region runs from base 561 to 692 and encodes 43 amino acids.
GUUUCCCAGUGAAAAGGAAGGGAACAAUCAGGGCCCCCGGAGAACGGGGAGAUCAAUUUAUAACACAGAAUGAAGGUGUUAAAGCCGCACAAUGAGAGAUCAAAGUGGCCAACAGAAGGUGCCGGAGGGGAAGCAGAUUGUCCUUUACAUUUUGCUACGGCGGCCUGUAUCUUUGUAACAGCAGAUUAACCCCCAAAAUGAAAAGAUUUCCUUAUCAUUGGGCCGAGAGGAGGUGCUGCUACUGGAAUGACUUUCAUCUUUCGGAACAUUUCUAAACUAUUCUGUUGGACAACUCCCGUAUGGAAGGCGCUCACUUGUCCCAAGAAAUAUCUCUCACAACAAAAUACAUUGCCCUUGUCCAAACAUCUGGAGGCUGCGCAUCUUCUCCAAUGGAUCACAAUGAAUCUGUGAUAGUUUUGAUUGGGGGACGAAUGAUUUAACUGCCUACAAACCUACUUCUCGGAAUCAGCAAAGAGAUUCUUUUGGAAUACAUUACUGACUGUCUGAUAUAACCUUGGAUUGUUAAAGGUUACAUCUACUAUCAUUUUGUUUAUGUAAAUAUGGAGUCCGGCAUUUUGAUGAUCUUACUUGUAAUCAUUAUCCUGUCAAGGUUCAUUUUAUGGUCAUGCCUUAGUUCCUACAUUGAUUAUAAACUUUCCAAAAGAUUUCCUGAUGCAAUGAAGAAUGACUAAAUGGUUUGAUGAAGAACUGGACAAUGGGCACAUAUAUAUAUAUGUAUAACUUCAGUUUACUGUUUUAUGGAAGUUAAGGCAAUCUUAUGUGGGUCAGUAUAUCCAACCAGUCAGCAAUGGCCUUAACAUAAACAAGAUGUUGUCUGACAUGGUCAUAUGAUAUUAAACUCUUCAUUCAUCCAA